AGCGCUAUAUAUAAAUGCAGGCUAUUUACAUAGAACCGGUCUACAUUUAUUCCACUUAAAUCUGAGGUGUGAAGUGUUCAUUUGAACGGGCCAAAACGAGAGCACACUUUUCUUAAGAUGACCAGCACGCAUCCACAGAGUAUUAAUGCAGAUUAGAUCUGACUAGAAGAUUAAGCUAAGUAGCCGCUAGCUCCAGGAAUAACCUGUUGCCGUGCGCUCGGAUCCACCGCCUCUGACAUGCACAGCACAGAAAAAUCCUCAUGGAUUCCUCCAGAAAGUACUGGGAGCAAACAACAUUCACAUAGACCAGCGAUGAUGUCGGGGGCCCCGGGGCCUCGCAGGGCCCUCCCCCCAGACCAGUCCAGAUCUGGGGGGAGCAGCCACACCCUGACACCCUCCCGCCAACCGAGCCACAAUCUGGACCCCCUACCCUCCAAGAGGAUCUGCUUCUACAAGAGCGGAGACCCCCAGUUCGGGGGGCUGCGCAUGGUGAUUAACCGGCGCACCUUCAAGAGCUUCGAGGCGCUGUUGGACGGCCUGUCCACCAAGGUGCCGCUGCCCUUCGGUGUGAGGAACAUCACGACCCCUCGGGGGCUCCACGCCGUUCACACGCUGGACCAACUGGAGGACGGGGGGUCCUACAUCUGCUCCGACAGCCGCAAGGUGAAGCCCAUCAACCUGGCCCUGGCUAGGAAGAAGCUGCCUCCGUGGUACAACGCCCGGCCCGGUACUGGGCGGCGCCGGGCGGUACAGGUGGGCAGGAUGUACCCCGGCGCGGGGAAACAGCGGCGGGGGGCGGGGCCGGUGGUAAUGGUGCACACGCCGCGGAGGCUAACGGUGUUCCGUAACGGGGAGCCCGCCGGGAGUCAGAUGGUGACGCUGAAGAAGAGGAGCACCCAGAGCUUUGAGGUGGUGCUGCAGGCCCUCUCGGAGCUGAUGCAGUUCCCCGUGGUCAAACUGCACGCCACAGACGGGCGCCGGGUGGACGGCCUCCAAGCCCUCAUCCUGUGCUCUGGGACGGUCGUGGCUGCAGGCAAGGAGCCCUUCAAACCAGGAAACUACGACGUGCACAGAUCCCCAGCUCCAAAACGUCCGCCCGGCACCCGACCCGGGUCUAGGAAGAUAAGGCCGAGCAAAAGGAGGUCAAGGAACUACUCAGAGUCCUCCCAGAGAUACUUCCUCAAUCAGCUCAACAACUCCCUCUCAGAGAGUGUGUUCGACAGUAACCCAACAGACUCCAUAGAGCUGGGGAACAGCCACUUGCUAGAGUCUGUUGUGGAAAUGGACGCAGAGCCCUGCUCCGACCAUGGAACCCAUGAGCAAGGCAGCUGCCUGCCGACGGAAGACGACAUCGAGAAGUCCUUCCGGGUGAACGAGGACGGCAGCAUGACGGUGGAGAUGAAGGUGCGCCUGACCCUCAAGGAAGAGGAGACCAUUCAUUGGACCACCACUCUGACCCGUUCCAGCGUGGUCAAUGAGCCCCUUCCAGACUGUUUUCCAGAUCCAGAGCCGGAACAGGAAAGCGGUUCCCCCGAACACGACCGACCGGAACCAUCCGAACCGGCGCUUCCCUUAGAAACCACUAGCAGCCGCAAACCACGGGGGGACAACGAUGACAACGACCAACCGCCGCCGCAUGAGAGCGGUGUCUCCGGAGAGGCAGGGAACAUGGAGGAUGAUGUGACGGGGAAGACCAAUCAUGCGAAAUCAACCUGGAGGGCUCCCACACCGGGCGUCAGGAAGGCCAAGACCUCAUCGGAGAGCGUGAGUGCAAACAUGGCCGAGCCAGUUCAGGAAGGCACCGUCCGGUCCUACUCCUACAGAGCAGAGACCGAACAGUAUCGCAUGGUCCAGCAGAGCAGCACAAGGCCAGUGCCCAAACCCCGAAGGCUUGCCUCUAUGGAUGUCAACUACGGGUACGGUCAGGCUGAGUUCAAUUCAGUGGGGAUGUCCGAGGUCCUGCAGAUUGAAAACAAUGGAGAGGAGGUCACAGAGACUAUGUUACACGUGUACGAGCAGCAGACCUGCCAGGAGAACUACUACGCCAACACUAACUACCGUGCUCAAGGUGUCUCCGUGUACGGUAACAACUAUGGUAGACCCUCAACCUCUGACACGACGUGGAGCAUGAAUGCUAAUGUCGAACCCCAGUUUGGUAGACCUUCCACCGCCUCAGAGUCCAUCCCUAGCAUGAGAGCUGCAAAUAGCAAUCCCUGUAAAAGCCUUGUGCUAAACACCCCCCAAAAAGAGUUCACUGCAAGCAAAGAUUAUUAUAAGUUAUUAAGAGAGUCAGGGAAAGGCAAACAGCAUCAAAAUGUGGCUGAUAAAGCUAAUAAAAAAUCAUCCAAUACCAAAGCAGUCAAGAAAAAUGUCCGGUGGAUUAAGUCGCCUGGCAACAGAAGAAAGCAAAGCCUCACAGAGGCCUCUAAGAAACGCACAAAAGUUAAAACAUUUUCCAGCACCGGGUUCCUUAAGAAAAUCUAUGGUGGUCGACCAGUGAAGACCACGAUGAGGAGGAAGAAGACCGCAACAGAGAAUGAAAAGGUGAGACCAGCCACAGAGAGUUCAGAUCCUCCAGAUGUAACAAUGAAAUGUACCAUCAAAGAUCAAUACACACUAUCGUCAGGGGAUGUUAAGAUGCAGGAGACCAUCCCAUUUGAAAGUAACAUGUUGAAGCUAUCAUCCAAAACACGAGCAACUCAACAGCUACUGACAAAUCAGCGAUCCAUUCACGAGGAGGGACAGACACAUAAGGCAUCCAGUGAGGUUAACAGAACAUUGCCACUUCCUGUGUGCAAUUCCUCCAGCUCAGUUAACAAUGAGUAUGUUAAGCACUGGCUGGAGAACUCCCCUUCCCAGCAUGAACUCUGCCCUGGGAACCAAACUCAGGCGGACAAAAUUACCUGCCAGGUGGGACUAGAUGUUGGGAUUCCUGAGGAGUCAGAUGUUAGCUGUUUGAGCAUCUGCUCAGAAGACAAGACAGAGAAAUCACACACCAAACAGACACCUAAAAACAUAUCUGUACCCAGUAAUGCAAUGCUUCACACGCUGUCAUCCACAAGCAGCCAAACCGUGGCAGACAGACAACUAACCGUUAGUCAUACAGCUGACCAAGAUCCUUUAUGUACAGAUCACCCCAAAACAUCAUCAAACUCAAGUAACUCUGCUGGCCGUGAAGAACCAUUAUCUAGAAACUCGUCCGUUAAGAGAGCACGGCUGGUCAGUAAUCUCUCCUUUGAAAGGAAAAUGUCUCAGAGGAAGGCUUCGGUCGAGAAAGCCGCCUUAAGCAAGCAAACAACCACCAGCUGUAAUCCCAUCCAAACGGCAGACAGUGAGACACUAGAAUCAAACGAGCUAAUGAAGAAAAAAGAACCAACUGCAAUUCUGUUGGAAAGGCCAGUGCACACAGAUUGCAACUUGGAUCAAACCUCAAUGGCUAGCCGAUCAUCAUACUGUACGUCUGUGUCACCGGUUAGUCCAUCUUCUAACAAGAGAGUUUCCCUUUCCAGCCUUGCAUCCAGUGAUGCAUCCUAUGUAGCUAUACCUGCAUCUAAAGAGCAUGAUUCAACUAUGGUGAAGGACAGUGAUCUCCCUCUGGAGAAGAAACCCUCCACCAGGAAAGCACAGAGUGAGGCUUCUAUUAUCUCAAAUGAGCCUCCAGUGAAAGAGAUGCCCGUAGCCAACAGUCCAUCACUUAAAAGAACCCAGCUAGACAGAAACCCAUCUUUAAAAUCAGCCUCUAACCCUAAACCUUCUUUAGAUUCGUCAAAAGCUAAAACUCUCCACAGAAGCCCCUCCACUGAAAGCCCUUCAUCGCUACAUAAAACAAACUCCCAGAAGAAUACUUCUCCUUAUUCUCAGUCACUGGAUGUGUUGUCAUCGCCUGUCAAACAAAUUACCAAAAAGAAUGUGGUUGAUAAAAAUCCCUUCCCAGAUAGGAGAUCAGAGCCGACCAACCCGGCACCAGAAGAACCAGAGAUACCUCAGAGAAAUGUGGAACCUGAUUUAUUGGACAAAAUUGAAACAGGGAUAUCUGCCUCCAUUUUAAACACUGGUCUGAAUGAAAGCAAGAGAGAAACACUAGAACUGACAAACCAACCAAAUCUUGAACCUGUGCUGGAGAAGAUUGUCUCCUCCAUUAAAUCCAUUAGACAAAGAACACAAAAGAAGAAGCCAUAUUGUCUAGAGAAGUCCAAUAGCCUGCCUGACUUCUCAGGUCAUGUGACAACAACAUUUGGCUCGUCGUCCAAAGCUCUGCUAGCAUUCCUAGCUGUCAUGACAUUAAAGGAAGUCCUGGCUCAAGAACCCAAGUGUGAGAUGGAUGAACUCAACCCAAGUCGUGCUGAGGCUUUGAUGCUCAUCGAUUCUCUCAGGGAAAUAGCCAGCAUUGAAGACUCUGACCAGUUGAAAAAUAGCCUGUCAGAACUACAAAUGUCUGCUUCAACACAACUCCUCCAAAGCUGGAAGGGCUUCCAGGAGCUCAGCAAGAGUCGCAGAUUGCCAAAUCAGUCUGAGGAAGGGUUGAGGUCUGGCAGAAGAUGUGUGGACUACAGUGGUGCUGAGGAGGGCGCUAUCGAUGAACUGAUGGAAGAACUUGACAUACCAAAAACACUGAAAGAAGCACUUGCUGCUUUUUCUGCUUGUACACCAACAGAGAGAGAUGACAGCGUCAGCGUUGAGGCCAACACACCGGAAAAACCCUCUAACGACAAUGUUACAACUAACUCAGAAGGAAAUACUGUGAAUGGCAGUGAUUAUGUCCAAACCACCAAGGCAAAUGCUGAUCGAGAAGCCCUUGUUGACGUGAAAGCAAUCGUUAAACGAUUCACAGACCCUGGGAAACCUCAAGCAUCCAAUGAAAAGCCUGCUAAUCUUAAACAGCCAAAUUUAUCUGAUGAUCAAAAGGUGGUUCAUACUCAGCAGAUUACACACAAUGGAGAAGAUUCAACAACUGAUUUCAAAGACACAGCGUCGUUACAAGAGGAGCAGCAUCCAACAUCGGCCCCCCAUGUUUCCAUUGAAGACAACCAGGAGGAGGAUUCAAGGAAUAAUGGCAAACAAGAAGAGGAAUUGGAGCAGGGCAGCCUCAAUGAAAACCAAUCAAUCAAAUUAUACGUACCAUAUAUGGAUUUGGAGGAAGCCACAGAGGAGAGAAAUGAGGAGAGCAGGUGCAGCUCUGAGAGCGAACAUCUGGACAGAGAAUUGAAGGAAAUUGAUAGGAACAGCGAAGACAGCAUGUUCAGCCCUGAGGAGAUGUUCAGCCCUGAGGUGGAGUCCAGCUCCGAUGAGGAACAGAAGCACAUACUAAGUACAGAAGGACGACGUGGAAACAUAUGUAAUCCCAAAACACAGCAGAAGCUACCUUCACCGCAGGAGCCACAAGACGUUGUACUGAGGCAGCUGAAACAAGUGAGAAACAACCCAAUGUCAGACUACAAGAGUCUCUCCAGCUCGGAGGAAGAGGAGCAGAAGCUGCAACGAACCAACAGGUUUAAACGCCUGGGCGUCAACAUCAGCAGCACACAUGAAACACCUCGCCAGGAUGUUGAGGAUCAGACGAGCUCAGAAGACGACCAACAUGUCGACGUUCAACAGCUGGGCCGGACCCACACCAAGCCUGUCCACGUCUUUCCCCAUAUAGAUAAACAAAUCCGGCGAAAACUGACCAAAAUUGAGAGUUUGAGCGAAAGGAGUGAAGAAAGUGUGUCUACUCCAGAUGCAGAGGAGCUGGGUAAGCUAGAAAAAGUCCAACCACAAGUCCAGAAACUUGAGCCCCAGGAACAGUUGAGCUGCACAGAGGCAAUGACUAAGCCUGUAUGUAAAGCUGUAAAUCAGGAGCAGCGUGUCCAUGGAAAACUGUCUGCAGAAGAUACUUCUUGUCAAAGAGCUCCUCCACAAAAGAAAGCUCAACCAGCUGAGAUCAUAUCUCAAUCUGUGGCAGAAAGAAUAGGUCUUUUGAAGCAACAGGUGGCUGAGACACAGUGGAAGAGCAAAACAGCAGGGGGUGCCAGCAUCCGAAUUCCGGCAGACGAAGCCCCCUUAAAGGUUGAAUCCUCCACACCGGAUACGAAGACGACCCAGCCUUUACCUGGCUUCAGGUCGGCACCUCACUCCUCGUUGUCCUUCAGCUACGAAUCUAACGGCGUUAUAAACCGGCAGCCCGAGGGUGCCAAUGUGCGGUCCAUAAAGGAUAUGUUCAUGGCAAAGAGUCUUCCAGAUGUUCAGCGUGAGGAAGCAGAUGUUAAUGGACCAAUCCGCUCUGAGGCCAGUCCAGCCAGCCAAUCUCAAGAUCCAUUUGAGCUGUCGGAGGCCGCGUCUAUCGCGAAGGGCUUUGUGAGGAGGACAAUCGAGAGGCUGUACGGCAGGAAGGACCCCACUGCUGCGGACACUCCGAGCAAAAGAUCCACGUCUUCGCCAAAACCGAAGAUAGAAAGCUUAAGCAUCUUCUCGUCCCUCCCCUCGGCCCGGUCAAAGCAACGGUCCGACAUGCCUUAUUUUAAUUCUACCAACACCCUCGAUACAUUGGGCGGAGUGACGCGCUGCAUGGCUUUCAAUACGCAGGUGGUACCUGACAACAGCCUGCCGAUGAACCAGGACAGAACGUUACACCACAAAACCUACUCGGACCGGGUCGAGAUCAAUGAGGCGGCGGAAACACCGCUGCCUGAUGGAGAUCUACCAGAUGACGGCAAACAGACAGUCCCCGUUUCCCCGAUCAGCAGAAACCCUGAACCAGUUGAUAAGUUGGCGCUGACAAGGUGCACCUACUUCUCGCUGCCCUGCACCAGCGACUCAGAACCUGGUCCUGAAGACCCGGGGGCCAUGAGCAUGAACGCUGAAAGCAUUGUUGAAAUAAAAGAGGACCAAGAGGAGGCAAAAGGCUUGGUGGCAGACCACGGCCCACUGCCUGGUUUAAGAUUGCAUGAUAACAAGGUACACCCGCUGACCCAAGGUGCCCCUGGUGGUUCGGUUGUGGUGGUGCAGCCUGUUAGAGCCCAAAGGGUUGCUCCGAGACCGGUUGAGCUCGACGCUCUGGAUGCGUUGUACACGUUUUGUGGACAGCACUGUCCCAUCCUAUGAUGAGCUAUUUUCAAUAGGACUCAUCCAACUACGGUUGCUGUUUCUAGCCUCUGAACAUUGGGACGAGAUGGGUUAAUACAUUUUCUGGUGCCUACAUUUUACUGUUGCCAUAAAAUGGACUUUCAACCAGCAAACAAACCAACCAACUAAAUGGUACCUGCGCCCCAACAUUUGCUAAGCAACAUAUUAACCAUUAUACAAACAAAAAACCGCAGCGCUUUUUUUUUUAAGUUUGAAUCCUCAGGGUUCCCUGUUUAAAACUGUAAAUAUUUUGAAUAUACUUGUUAGUGUACAGCAUUACUAUAACCAUGUGUUUCUGUUCCUAUAAACACAACAAAGCAGCUGGAUCUUCAAUGUGGCCUGUUCACAGAGCAACUAUCCCAAGCAUUACUGUAAUCCUGUUCUAAACACCAUAGGCAGAUCGAGACCUUAAUCACACCAUCAGAUAGCCAGCUGUAGAACUUGACAACUGCGGCCUAGAUGUCCAACAAUGCUCACAGAGAAACUGAUUUCUAGACAAAUAAUUGAUCAUAGAUCGUAGUGAUAAGCCUCUUGACACUUGUAAUUUGGUUGUUUAAAUAUAUAUAAACAUAUAAUGUAUAACAUAUACUUUUAUAUAGUUCAUGUUUUAUUGAUCGUCUGGCAGCUGUGACUAUUUUGUCUUGAUUAUUUUUUGAAAAAUAAAAGUUUAUUUAUAACUGCCGGUGUUAAUCUUC
Molecule: messenger RNA, 7796 nt
Organism: Gadus morhua (Atlantic cod)
Lineage: Eukaryota; Metazoa; Chordata; Actinopteri; Gadiformes; Gadidae
Product: oxygen-regulated protein 1
Exons: 4
Coding region: 238-7080 (2280 amino acids)
Biological process (GO): intracellular signal transduction; retina development in camera-type eye; axoneme assembly
Cellular component (GO): axoneme
Source: RefSeq, a predicted model, not a curated record